GAGCCACGCGAGUGGCCGCGCGACACACGCGACCGCCACGGUAACACCGAAGAUAAUCGGCGCUUAAGGGCCAACUUGAUCGCCCGAUUUGGAAUACCGCGAGUGAAUGUUUCGCCGGUUGAAAUAAAACAGAAUUGAAUAUGCAAUCGCUCAACAAUAUGUGUUCAAAUAAAAAACGCAACCCAGCGAAAAACGAGUGCUUUCUCGUGCUUUUUGCCACGGUCUUUCUCUCCUGCGGUUUAUGCCAAAAUAUAGAGCCCAAAAUAGAGCCGGGCUCUUUCAAAGCUGAAGAAAUAAUCGAGAAAAAAGCGGAACUCCAAGACGGGAUUCGAGGUGGUGAGAAUUUGGAGCAACGAUUCGACUACAACAGAUGGGACGGUUCUCGAGAUAUUGGUAAGAGCCUCAACGACGAUGUCAACUUAGCCGUUCCUUCGCUAACGGAGAGUGGAAACUUGAAAGCGAAAACCGAAGCUCCGGUGAUUCGUGAUAUCGUACUCGACGACAAGCACGAGGCGUCGUCAGAGUUUGAAAAUCGACCCGACGAAUCGACGACGCAGGCGAGCCGCACCACCGUUCGUACUCGGUGCAAAACAAAAAAUCGUCGUCGCGGUUUGUGCACCUCUGGCGAACGAAGUUAUAAAAACCUUCGUCGACGUUACCCGAAUUUCGGACGUGGUUUUACGGUGGAUGACUGGCAUGUACCGCUGAGUAAUCGAAUUCGUGGUGGGCCUGUCCGUUCGAGAAGAUUUCGAUGGAGAGAACAAGGGAAACCAAGAUCGCGGAAAAAUAACACUGCCGAGGCUAAUAUAAGCCCGGAGGCACCAGCGGCUCUCCGGGAAGCCACGAGCGAGCAGAAACAAGGCCUGAAAAAGCAGACAACGAAAGGAUUAAUAACGGCAGAAAGUUUAUCGAACAAGACAAUCGAACGCGUUGAGGAAACGACGAAAAAUGGCUCGAGCGAGAAAAUCCUCGGCUCGGUGAGAAGCAUCGAUGCUGAUAACACGAUACUACCAGACGUAACAUCAAAACCGGACGGGAUGAAAGAACGUCGGGAGGAAAAUGAAGACAACGGAUAUACGAGGAGCCUGGAAAAUCCGGAAAUGUUACGAAGACGUCACGAAGAGAACGUCGAGCACGAAUUCUCAAGAAAUUUGGAAAAAGAGAUUCUGUGGUCGCGAACCGAGUUCCCAGACGCUUCGGAAGAAUCGCCCGAGGCCGUGGGAGGCAAAACGAAUUCGUUCUCGACUAUCAAGCCUCCAGGAGCAAAGCCGACUUUCGUCGAUUCUUUCGAGGCGAUAAAAAAUUCGAGAUACGACGCCGCAAAAAUGCUGGGCUACUCCCGAUCGGCUGAGGACAUGCCAAUCGUGGACCUCGAGAAUGAAGUUUUAGCCAGGACAUUCGAGGAUUACAAGGCUUAUUUGAAAAGCGGCGGAAAAACUAAUAAAUUCCUGCGUCACUCCUCCGACGGGGACGUCAACGCGGGAGACAAUGCUCGAGAUGAAACAUCACGUCCCAUUGCUCGUCCACUCUACAGACACGAAGUUACCGAAGAAAAUGGUGACCAGCGGAAAUUGCAACAGCAGAGGGAACAUCAUGAACUGGAACUUUCCGAAGAACUCGGGGACACUGAACCCGGCGCAACACUUAAGGGAGACCUCACGUGCAUAAACGGAACUUUCAUUCCUGCCCCGUUAGCACGUCACGCGCUUAUCAAAUAUGUCAAGUCAUCGAUACCGGGCCACGAAUAUUUGGAAGCUGACUACGAGUGCACUCCUGGAUUUUAUAUGGCUUCCUCGAACAGUCGUUUACUGUGUAAAAAUCGUCGUUGGAUUGGCGCGUUACCGAACUGCAAAAUCAGACGUGGUCAGUCUGGUCCAUGUGCAGACUCCUCGUGCGAUCACGUCUGCAACGAGGUCGACGGUCAAGCCAAGUGUUCUUGUUACAAGGGUUUCCGUCUGGACGGUCACAAGUGCUACGACAUAAACGAGUGCGAAAGCCAGAACGGUGGCUGUGAGUACAACUGCGUCAAUACGCCAGGCUCGUACAGAUGUGAAUGUCCUCAGGGUAUGAAGCGAGGCGAGAACAAAUUUACUUGCAUAGACGUCAACGAGUGUCUGUUGAACAACGGGCAUGGACCGUGCCAGGAUACGUGUCAUAAUCACGAGGGUAGCUACACUUGCUCGUGCGAAGGACUCACCGGCACCGUUCUAUCGUCAGAUAAUCAUACGUGUCAGGAUGCUGGACUUUGCACGAUCAACAAUGCUGGUUGUUCGCACACCUGUCUCUCAACAAUGGGCCGAGUCUUUUGCCUCUGUCCAGACGGAUUUAUGCUCAUCGACGACUGGAAAACCUGCCAAGACGUUGACGAGUGUUACGUACCCGAUCUGCAAACGGAAAUUUGUCACUACGGAUGCAUCAAUACGCCCGGAUCUUAUCGCUGCGUCGACCCCACCGAACUCAGCGAUCAACCUAUUCAAGAUUCAAUUUCAAUCACUUGUUUUCCCGGUUACGAGCUUACAACUGGAUCCAAUUGCAUCGACAUAAACGAAUGCGCCAUAAACAACGGCGGAUGCAGUGAAGUUUGUGAAAAUACGGAAGGAAGUUACUUCUGUGCUUGUGACGGUGACGAGAAAGCAUUGUCUACAGACGGAAAGUCUUGCACCGACAUAAAUAAUCUCGCUUGCCCACCUCUGGAUCCUGCGAGACGAGGAUUUCUAAUGUGCUCGCGGGAAACCACACCACGAAUGUGGAGUGACGUUAGAAGAGAAACGAACCGACCUGGCACUAAGUGCUAUCUGAAAUGUCCUGUGGGAUAUCAAUUGCAUGGAGAGUAUGAACUCACCUGCCAAGGCGAUGGUACCUGGGACGGCCCGAAACACGGAGAAUGCGUCAAAUACAGUAAACCAACGCUGGAGUGUCCAAAGGACGUAGUGGCUGAAGUCCCACCGGAUCGGGAUGAGGCUUUCGUGACAUUUGAUCAACCCUCGACGGAUCUUGAUUGGUUUCGUUACGUUCGCUCGAAACCCUCAUGGGGCACGAGGCUUGAGGCUAGCCUCAAACCAGGACUUCACCUUGUCACCUUUUUUGCAAGACAUCCAGUAUCGAAAAAACAAGCUAGCUGCGUUCUCCGCAUCAUCGUCAAAGAGGGUGAAGCUCCCAAAGUGAAUAAUUGUCCGAGCGACAUCGUAGGUAGAAACGGUACAUUUUUCACAUGGACAGAACCAACGUUCACCGACAACGUGAGGGUUACGCACACCAGCAAUAACGAGAGUCCGGGAAAAUCUUUUGGGACCGGUGAGUGGAAGAUCGUGUACGAGGCCAGCGACGAGGCUGGUUGGACGACAAGGUGCGUUUUCAGUGUAGUAGUCCAUCAGAAUUAAUUCGAGCGCGCGGAGCUGUGUGGCGAGAGAAAAGACGAAAAGGGAGGAACAAAAAAUAUAAGAAACGAGGAGCAUUGCAGCCCGUACGGAGCACAAAAACAUCCCCUUGGUUCACGAACGUGAGGAGGGCGAGUAAGCUAUCGGAGGGCCAAAGAGGGGCGAGAGGUUGUGGUAAUAUAAAUGGAAAUUGCAUGGGACCCGUGCGCAAGGUUUUCAUCGAAAGAACGCGUGCACCGAGGACGCGGCUUUUGCGUAAUGCUUUUUCCUUCGUUUGAAUCCGCAUUUCCUGGAUAAAUUUGAAAAAUAAACAAUAUUAGAAAAAACUCGUCUAUUAAAACGAAUGAAAAGAAUUCAAUAUUGAAGACUAUUUAUACGUUUUCACGAAUCCUCGUACUAUUUUUGCCUUGUCACUAGCUUCCAAUUCAUUUCUCAAGGCAGCUUAAAUUUCAAUCAUUUUCAUUCUUUUUUCUAGAAAAAAAAAACCUUCCAUAAAUUAGUAAUCAUCAACAAAUUUCAUGAUUUUCAUUCGAAAGACGAUUCAAUAUUAGUUUUAAAAAUUGUAAAAACUUUGGAAGCGAUUUUGAUCGAUUGGUUGUUCGAUUUCUUCACGGGAGAGAUUAGAAUAAAAACUGGAGUAAGAGCCUAAAUAUUUGUCAACAACAGAGCAAUCUCCUCGUACGUAAGCUUCCAGAAAUGGGAGUAUCGUGUUCGCUGAUUUAAUUUUAUUAUUCAAAUUCGUAUUGUGGCUUUCCUCAUAACUGGGCUGAGCCACCACUUUUUUCCUCUCGACAAAAAGGAUUAAUUUAAUCUCGAAGAAUUGUAUUUGUCCGAGCGAAAAUACGGGACGAUAUGAAUCAGCGCCAUUAAAUUUCGCAUAUACAUACAUAUUAACGAGUUUCCUGAAAGCUGGGACAGGAAUAUUACGAAAUUCACAACAGCAAGCCCGUGCAUGGUCGAGCAGCGGAGAAUUCAGUCGAAAAAUAAAUCAACCGCGAACGAUAUGGUGCACUGAAUUAAUGAGGACACCAGCAAAUUUCCGCGUGCCAACAGAAUCUUUAUAAUCGAGUGUACGGAGUACGCAAAUGUUACAAAAUAUACGCGAUCGUGUAACGUCCUUUCGUUACUCUCAACACAUAUAAGCUGACCAGAGGAGUCCGAUUUAUUAUAAACAUCCAUUCCGAAUAGCCCCAAUUUUAAUGAGGAGGCGGAGUAAAAAAAAAAGAGAAAAAAAAAUUGGGGAUAAU
Molecule: messenger RNA, 4624 nt
Organism: Venturia canescens
Lineage: Eukaryota; Metazoa; Arthropoda; Insecta; Hymenoptera; Ichneumonidae
Exons: 13
Coding region: 141-3380 (1079 amino acids)
Molecular function (GO): calcium ion binding
Source: RefSeq, a predicted model, not a curated record